AUGGCAUCCAGCGCAGCCAAUCCGCCCAAGUACCCUCCGGUGAAGCUGCCGCACCCCUUUCUCACCACAUAUCGAGUGCAAGCAAUUACCGGGACGACACCGACAAAGCGCCAGUUGGUUCUGGCAAGCCAGCCGGCCGAUGGACGUCCUCUGGCAGAGCCUUUACAUCUCGACUCGCUCUCAUGGGUUGACUUGUCCUUCCCUCCUAAAGAUCAAUCUCCUCCCGACUCAGAUAACAGUGCUUGGGCCCGGGCUCGUCGCAGUCCAACCACUACGUUCGAAUGGACGUCAGAUUGCCCUUCGCUGGGUCAAAUCUGGAAUGCCAUCCAUGCAAUCUACCUCGCCAACCCCACAUACGAAUAUUUCCGGCUGACUUUGGCCGGUCGGGACGGUGAUAUUCUUCGCAAGGAACUUCUUACAACCGGACUGGCGAUCGAGCACCCGAAACCGUGGCAUCGGCCCCAGGAUAGGGCGACUUGGAAAUCUGAUGACUUGUUGAUUCUCCGAAAUGCUUUCUGGCAAGGCGCAGCUUCUCCAACGGGCCCUCGGCCGAUCUGGACAGUGGGAGAUGGAACGGAUGGCCCUCUUCGCAAGCCUUUGGAUCAAUUCCCCAUUAUGCCCGAGAACUAUCAGAUUACUAUGAAGUUCCCAGAAGAGGCUGUGUACACCCGCCAUCCGACUCGCCGUCCCAAGCCGCACCCUGGAUCCAUUGCCUACAGCCGAUACAUCCCUGAGGUUGAUCAACACUUUUCCCUCGAGGUGGUCGAUUGGGAGAACCUUGAGCACUUGAAGCUCUUCAACACCUGGCAGAACGAUCCGCGAGUUGCAAAGGGUUGGAAUGAGACUGGAACUUUGGACGAACACAGGAACUAUCUUCGCAAGCUGCACUUUGAUCCUCACGUUCUUUGCUUGUUCGGACGUUUUGAUAACACCCGCUUCUCUUAUUAUGAGCUGUAUUGGGCCAAGGAGGAUCACUACGGUGCCCAUUACGACGCCGGUGAGUACGAUCGCGGACGUCACUCCCUUGUUGGCGACGCAUCAUUCCGUGGUGCUCAUCGUGUAAACGCCUGGUAUUCAAGCUGCAUCCACUACUGCUUCUUGGAUGACCCACGAACUGUCAAUGUUGUUGGCGAGCCCAAGGCUACCGGCGCAACCAUCUUGUCGUAUGAGAAUGCCCAGGGUCUUACCAUCGGCAAGUACGUCGACCUCGGCCACAAACGUUCAGUCCACAGUAUCGCCAGUCGUGAGAAAUGGUUCCAGCUGUGUCCCCUGUUUUGGGAUGGACGCGAAAGACCUCUUGAAUCUGCCGACCGUGCCGCAUGGAAUGCCAAACUCUAA
Messenger RNA from Penicillium cataractarum, 1338 nucleotides. Its product is annotated as GNAT family N-acetyltransferase. The transcript has 2 exons. The record is from RefSeq and is a predicted model, not a curated record. NCBI's taxonomy places the organism in Eukaryota, Fungi, Ascomycota, Eurotiomycetes, Eurotiales, Aspergillaceae. Bases 1 to 1338 code for a protein of 445 amino acids. Gene Ontology annotation, biological process: siderophore biosynthetic process.